GAAUACCUACUUGCAUCCUUAGUCUUGGUGUAAAAAAGCAAAAAUCAGGCCGAUUCAAAGCAAGUGACCCGGUUAACAAUGUCACUAUACACACCAAGGAGCAAGGAAGCUACUCAUCACGUCGUCAAUGGACCGUGCAACCUUUCCUAGUUUCCUAGCUCCUUCGUUUGCCACUGGUACUAUCAAUCUAUAAAUUAUUACAACAUUCCGGAAUAUAGUUGGGUAUGAAUGCAACAGUAACCUUGGUAUUGUCGAGUGUUGACCCCUCGAAAGGACAACAAUCUUCAUUUGAAAGCAGUGAACUGGGACAAGUUGACUUUUCGUCGUCUCAUGGAGUAUGACGAGUGAAUUCUGCACUAGAAUCUUCUCUGGCACGAUCUGAAGAACCAUAUUGAUCGAGUCAAACCAAUCCGACGGCCUACAUCACCCCUCGCUUGCCUCUUUUCUCAGCCAGCCCGCCCCCGCACGAACGACAAAGCCGAAGCAGCAAAGCUUUCCUUCUACUUGCCAACCUCUUCGCCGUUCACAAACUCCCCGUCUCCUCGAUCGGCGGCCGCCAUGGGUGGCCUCAAGCUCCGGCGCCUCGCGUCCAGCUUGCUCUCCCAGGGCCCAGCAGCCUCCCCGGGCUCGGCAGCCGACGCGCACCAGGCGGUGGCCCGCGCGACGGCGCACCACCCUUCCACGGCCCCGCCGUCCGCGCACCACAUGGACGCGCUCCUCGCCUUCGGCCGGGGCUCGCGCCUCUCCGCCGCGGCGCUCGCAGCGGCCUUCGUCGACCGCCUCCGCGCCGCGGCGUCGGGGCAGGGGGACGCCGCCGUGGCGCUCAAGUGCCUUGUCGCGCUCCGGGUCCUCCUCGCGCGCGGCGCCUUCAUCCUCCGCGACCAGCUCCUCGCCGCGCUGCUCCGGCACCCGGCGUCAGGGCGCAACCCGCUCGCGCUCGCGGCGUUCCCGCUCGGCCGUUCCUCCUUCGCCGCCGCGUCGUGGGUCCGGUUCUCCGCGCGCCUCCUCGAGCUCGUGCUCCUCCUCCCCGACGACGCCUCCGCCGACGCCGAGUACCUCAUCGCGCUCCCCAACCCGCACCUCAUCGCCGAGCUCGCCGUCUUCGUGGCCGUCGCCGACGCCGUCCGCCAGGCCCCGCCGCCCCCGUCGUCGGGCCCGCAUCCCAACGCGCUCAUCUGGGAGGCCGUCCGGCUCGCCGAGGAGGACCGCGUCGCGGCGGAGCGGAACAUAGCCGCCCGGGUCAAGGAGAUGGGCGAGCGCCUCGACACGCUGUCCCUGGCCGACGCGGUCGAGCUGGUGUGCGUGCUGCGGCGGGUGGAGGAGGGUUCCGCCCCGGCCCCGGAGUGGAAGUGGGCGGGGCUGGACGAGGGCGUCGUGGGCGCGGCGCGGCGGCUCCGCGAGAGAGCGGACGGGGUGGUGCUGCGGAGAACGGUGGAAGAGAGGCGCCUGGUGCGGAGGGACUCAGGUGGCAGCGCGUCCGCGCGCGUCCUCGUGCCGGCGCGCGCCGGCCGCGGCGGCGGCGACGGCGUCCGGUUCGGAUCCACACGGUGGGCUGGCACAGUUUCUGCAUGCCGGUAGGCAAUGUAUAUGUUUGCAGUUUGCUUGGUGCAAGUAUCUUGUAGCUGUAGUGCUCUAGAAUCAGUAUUUCUGAAUUUGAAGUUUUGGCAAGUCUUUUGCUGUGUCGCGGUGUUUGUUUGCUUGUUUGAUCGGAAAAGCAGUGGUGUAAAUAUCAUGCGAAACACGAUCGAAUUGAUGUGCUUGUUGAUACAA
Panicum virgatum (switchgrass) is the source of this 1770-nucleotide messenger RNA. RefSeq names its product putative clathrin assembly protein At4g40080. The record is from RefSeq and is a predicted model, not a curated record. Bases 559 to 1578 code for a protein of 339 amino acids. Gene Ontology annotation, biological process: clathrin coat assembly; clathrin-dependent endocytosis; vesicle budding from membrane. Gene Ontology annotation, molecular function: clathrin heavy chain binding; 1-phosphatidylinositol binding; phosphatidylinositol-4,5-bisphosphate binding. NCBI's taxonomy places the organism in Eukaryota, Viridiplantae, Streptophyta, Magnoliopsida, Poales, Poaceae. Gene Ontology annotation, cellular component: clathrin-coated vesicle; clathrin-coated pit. The transcript has a single exon.